AUGGGAAUCUCCGACAACGAUGUCCAGAAGCAGCUCAGGCACAUGAUGGCUUUCAUUGAGCAAGAAGCCAAUGAGAAAGCCGAAGAAAUUGAUGCCAAAGCCGAGGAGGAAUUCAACAUGGAAAAGGUCAGCUACACUUUUGAGCUUAUUUCCUUGUAUUUUAGAGGAUAAAAAAUAUUGUUUUAUCUAUGGUGAAUAAAUUGGAAAGAUUGGGCCAUGAUUUUGUUCGUUGUAGGGUCGCUUAGUGCAACAACAGAGAACGAAGAUCCUGGAGUAUUAUGAGAAGAAGGAAAAACAAGUUGAGCUCCAAAGAAAGAUCCAGAGGUCAAACAUGCAGAACCAAGGCCGUCUGAAGUGUUUGAAGGCUCGUGAGGAUCAUCUGAAGGCCGUCUUAGAAGAAGCCAAAGCCAAUUUGUCUAGGAUUUCAGCUGACAGCAACAGAUAUCCGGCCAUUCUCAAGGGAUUAAUCAUGCAGGUCGGUUUGUUAUUUUUUAUUUUAGGUACUUAUUUUCAAACAGUUGAAUUUUUUUAUCUUUCAACUUUUUAGGGUCUUUUCCAACUGCUUGAAAAGAAUGUAACCCUCAGAUGUUCGAAGAAAGACGAGGCCUUGGUGGAGAAACUUUUGCCCGAAUGUUUAGAUGAAUUACAAAAAGUUUGGGGAAAUCAGAGUAAAGUAGUAAUUGACAAAGAAAACUACUUGCCUGAGGAUGUUGCUGGUGGUGUAGAAAUGACUGCUAAGAAUGGAAAAAUCAAGGUUUCAUCCACUCUGGAAAGCAGACUCGAUCUUAUUGCUGGCCAGGUAAGUAAAAUAUGUAGUAAAAUUACAAUAAGUCAACUUUUUAUUACUAUCUUUUUGUUUCAGAUUGUCCCCCAGAUCAGAACUGCUCUAUUCGGUCCUAAUCCCAACCGUAAAUUCUUCGAUUAG
Bursaphelenchus xylophilus (pine wood nematode) is the source of this 925-nucleotide messenger RNA. NCBI's taxonomy places the organism in Eukaryota, Metazoa, Nematoda, Chromadorea, Rhabditida, Aphelenchoididae. The record is from the annotation of a GenBank genome assembly.